This is a messenger RNA of Trypanosoma cruzi, 2316 nucleotides long. RefSeq lists its product as uncharacterized. Gene Ontology annotation, molecular function: ATP binding; nucleic acid binding. The transcript has a single exon. Bases 1 to 2316 code for a protein of 771 amino acids. Lineage: Eukaryota; Euglenozoa; Kinetoplastea; Trypanosomatida; Trypanosomatidae. Gene Ontology annotation, biological process: mitochondrial large ribosomal subunit assembly. Gene Ontology annotation, cellular component: mitochondrion. The record is from RefSeq and is a predicted model, not a curated record.
AUGAAGCAAAAAAUGCGCCGGGUAAAUCAACUGUCAGGCACACCGUGGCGGGAUAGGGAUCUUUUUUCGGUUUUUGUUGUCAUUCGUUGUGUGAUUCAGUCUAGCCAAAGCAAUGGCUUGCGUAGUCCUCUCGACCAGUACGAGGAUUUUAGGCUGGUGCAGCAGCUCCGCAAAAACAGACAAGGGAAUUACUACCGUUACCAGCAGAGGCUGUGGCCAUCGACAGAGGCGUUGGAACGAUCAAUGACAGAACGACUCUACAGCCCCACAGAGCGUUCUCCUCUGGUGCUUUUGCCGCAGUCGAAAAGGACAUCACCCAAUCGCACGCUCGUUCUUGAAGGAAAUGGUGCAACAGCGCUGCUGGAAGCCGCGGAAUCCACGCUCGCUCAGAAUGGUCAAACAACAGCCGACGAAGCCACGACACCAAGUGCUCCUUUAAGUGACAUGGAGGAAAUGCUUGCGGAACACCUGCGUGUUGAGCUACAGGGGCCCAUUGGUAGUAAGAUCAUUACCGAAGCAGAUUUGGAAGGCACCAUCUUAGAAUCCGCUCGUGAGCGUGCUAGACUUGUUAUUGAAGAGGACCUUUUGGUUAACGAUUUGGUAUCGUCAUCAUCAUCAUCUGCGUCAUCAGCGGUACUGACUUUGCGCCGCAAGGUGCCAUCAGCGAAAGACGAGGGAGGUGUAGCGUGGAUUUCUCUUGGACUCGACCCACUGCUGAGUGAAAGGGCGCUUGCCAAGUAUGGACCGGUUCCCACGCGCCUUCAGUGCCGUCUGCUUCCGGCGCUUCUACACGAGGAUCAUAAUGAUGUCAUUUUUAAUGGGGUCACAGGAAGCGGCAAGACCAGUGUUUUUCUUCUUGCAUUAUUGCAGUCUGUGAGAUCGGAGGCAGCAGGUCUCAACGUAUUUGUGGCAAAGGAUGGGUUGACCGCAUUGCAUGCGUACAGCCAGCUUCGAGCUCUUUGUGGCCCUUUGGGUGGUACUGUGGUAGACCGUCCUCGGGAUGAUUGGUCGUGGCUGUACCUUGGCUCCCAUCGAGAGGGUUAUGAGACGUACUACCGUGCGCUUAGACGUUCGCUUCAUAGCGAUCAUGGCCCAGUGCGCAUUUUAAUUACAACUGCAGAUACCAUGUGUGAAUUGUUGUUUGAGAAAAAGAUGGAGUUUGAGUCUUUUGGGUACUUGCGACGCGUAUAUAUAGAUGACAUUGGCGUACAAAUACCAAUGGUACCACCUAAUGCUCCUGUGGCGGAGAUGCGGGAGCGUUUGAGGAACCCACUGGCCUGCGAAUUGCUCUUGGGAACUCUUCAUCAGCUUCCAGGGCCGCACAUCCGCUCGAUCCUGCAGCUUGGGCUUGUGUCGGCGGACAUGGAUGAACGUCUCAAGGAUCAUUUGAAGGCGCUGUGUGUGAAACUUGAGCGGCACACCAUUGUUCUCUCCUCUGUGCGUAUUCCCUCCACAAUUCACUGCCUUUUUAGUUUUCAUCUGUUCCACGAGGAUUUGUAUGAAUAUCUUGUGAAGCUAAUCUGGAAUGCCCGGGACACCAUCCCCGGACGCGCAGUUAUAUUUAUUCGCCAAGAAGAUAAUUUGUUGCAGGUGCGAACAAAACUUCGCGGUCUUGGAAUGAACGCCAAGCUUUUCUCAGAGGUGUGCCAUGAUGGUGAGUUUUGUGGCAAGUGGAAGUUCUUGCUUCUUCGAGAGUCGGAAGCGUUUGGGAUUGAAAUUCCUCUUGUCUCCCAUGUCUUCAUCACAUUUUGUCCUAGGACGGCAUGCUCCUUUCAGCACAUGUGUGGCCGCACCGGUCGGCUUGGAAACCUGGGUUGGGUGUACACCGUCACCGACAAGCGUGACGCCAGAAGUGUCCGGGAAAUUGCCACGCAGUUGGAUGUGGAUUUUUGCAAUCACGUCAUUAACGUCCAACUCGCACAAGUCCCUCCGAAAGAUAUGGAUCGUCAGACUAAGGAAUACGAGCUGUACGGUCUUGACCCUCAGUACGCAGUGAGGCAGCAUUAUAUUGUGCAAACAGAGAAUCCAGAUAUGGCAUACCGGAGUCGCGAGUUCUUUAGUAAACCGGCCAAGAAGCAGUUUCAGAUGGAGCAGUACACACCCAUCUCCGUCCUGCACCGCCGCUUUGUCAACUCGAAAAAGUUGGCUGCGGAUAUGAAUCGUGACCCCAGUGUGGCUGUCUCACUGCAGAAACAGGGCCUGCUUGACCAAACUUUGAAGCCAACCAAACGACUGAAGUUUCUACUCAAUAAAAAAAGCCAAAAGCACGGCGUAUCACUCUAUGGUGGAAAGAACGGCAUUCACGACGGUCGAUGA